Gigantopelta aegis is the source of this 3273-nucleotide messenger RNA. RefSeq names its product BTB/POZ domain-containing protein 2-like. The coding region runs from base 4 to 1389 and encodes 461 amino acids. Gene Ontology annotation, molecular function: protein binding. The record is from RefSeq and is a predicted model, not a curated record. Gene Ontology annotation, cellular component: cytosol. Gene Ontology annotation, biological process: neurogenesis. The transcript is spliced from 3 exons. NCBI's taxonomy places the organism in Eukaryota, Metazoa, Mollusca, Gastropoda, Neomphalida, Peltospiridae.
AAUAUGGAAGGAGCGAAGAAGCGACGUCACGAUGUUGCACCUAGUCCGCCAGUGAUGUCUCAGACUCAAGAUGUACAACAGGAGUCAGCAAUUGAUUCACCUGCCUUUCAACCAGUAAAAAUGGCAACCAAAGAAUCCGAAUCUAAAGUCCAGUCCGGAUUUGUUGACAACUGGCAGAAAGGAAAGUCAGUCAUAGAGAGUCUCAGAUAUUCACUGGAGGAACAGAUCCUGUGUGACGUCACCUUCAUUGUGGGAGAAAACCGGAAGCGGAUACAGGCUCACAGGUUCAUACUGAGUCUGCGCAGCUGUGUAUUCAUGGCGAUGCUGACCGGACCUCUAGCAGAACAGGAUGAAAUUGAAAUCCCAGAUAUCGAUUCUGAUACAUUUGAACAGGUUUUACAGUGUUUGUACACUGAUGACAUCAUCAUAGACGGGAACAACGUCGUCGGGCUGUUUGGUAUGUGCAAUAAAUACAACAUCGACUAUUUGGAAAAGAAAUGUCUGAAAUACAUUUGGCAAAAUGGCGACGCAGUUUUAAAAUCUGACAGUUUCUGUGACCUCUGUCACGACUGUUUUGCGAAAGUCAUAGAAGCUGAUCAACUAAAAGCCAGUGAGGAGUCUGUCUUUGAAGCUUCCAUCGCCUGGAGCGAGGCAGAGUGCAUACGACAAGGAAGGGAGGUAACUCCAGAAAACAGACGCAGCGUUAUUGGUGAUGGUAUACGUCUGAUUCGCUAUUCUAAAAUUAACCCAAACUAUUUUGUGCAGAAAGUAUCGCAGUCAAGUUUGUUGACGGAAGCUGAAGAAAACAAGAUCCUCAGAUCUUUCAUCAUACGAGGCGAGGAUGUUUCACCAUUUAGUUCACGCUACAGAGAAGGUACAAACAAAACUCGUAUUGAAAUCAAUCGAUUUGGUAACAUUAAGUCUACGUAUUCGUACAGUAAACAAGCUAGUUAUGAAUGCAUUGCUUUUUGUCUGGAUACCAAUGCGAAACUACAAGGAUUUAACUUGUAUGGAUCGACGAAACCUUCGAGUGCUGAUACCUUGGAUGUCGUCACAGUUUCUGUGUGUGACGCUACAACAGAUGAAAUAGUAUCUGGAUCGUCAGUAUCGAAGGAAAUUCAAUCGAAUAAAGUCAUGUUUGACGUAGAUUUUCCUCGUCCUGUCCAGCUCAGUGAGAAUAAAACGUAUAAUCUGAUGGUCCAAAUGGAAAGAAAAACUGGAUACAAUGUUAGCAACGCUCUAUUUUAUAGUCAGUCUUCGACUGAAGACCGAAACUACUUCAGUGGUAUGCAGGGCAAAUCAGUUGUAACACAUGGCUCAUUCACGUGUUCCUUCCACGACUACAAGGAAUGCAAACAUUUCACAGAAGAGAACAGCACUGGUGUUUAAACUGGACAGAUACCAUGCUUAAAAUUCUUGCUGUAACAAUCUCAGCUAGUGCGUCAACGAUAAACAAGUAUACUGGUAUACCGCAAUAAUUGGUCAGCUCGAUACGAACCGCGGUACCGUUUUACGUAUCGCGAUUUUUACACGCUAGUUUUUACUUGUAUCUUAUAUGACUUGAAAUAGGCAAACAAACAAACAAACCAAAACCCCAUCAUUUUAUUAAUUGGUGAUGACAGGAAAUGUAACAAUCACGUCAAGCGUAGUCGGCUUACUUGUUGGCAUACGAGGUGAUAGGUCGGUUAUACAUGGUUCUAACUUCUAAACAAAAUGUGUUAAAAGUCCAGUAAAAAUAACCAGUUAAGGAUAAUUACAAAUAAAUGUUUUAUUACUUACACAUUAUUAUUCAUUGCUCAUUUACGUUGGGAUACUGCUGCAGCUGCCAUCUUCAAAGAAAUAAACCAACAAAUGAGAAUCGCACUUUUCCCUGAACUCGGAAUACUUCGGCCGAUCGUUCAAAACACCUCGGCCAAUAACCUCUGGUUCGGUCGAUCUGCCGAAACAUUGCGACUCCAUACGUACAUGUCCGUGUCAAGCGAGCGGCAACGGAAAAGCCCUAUAGUAAGAAUUUCCGAGUGUGACAGUUUGUAAAUAGUUUGACACCGUCACACCGGUAUUCUAAUAGACCAGUAUUGUGUUAAAAAAUAAAAAUAAAAAAUGACAAAGAAGAACAUUAUGCUACUAAUAAAUGUCGUGGUUUAUAUAAUCAUUUAGGUAUAUGAUGAAAUCAAUAUUACAGAUAUUUAGAUGUAUAUACUUAGUAGUACUUAUUUAUCUCAAACUAGCUAUGUUAAGUUGUAUGCACAAAAAACCGCGUGCCACAAGUAUUUAGCAACUGACCAUCAAAGAAACGCUAAUGCAUUUUGGCUGACAGCUGAAACUAAUAAAGCUCAUUACAAAGUGUUUGCCUUCUGCUUUCAUAAAAAGACAACCCAUUAAGUUUUUAUUUAAAUAAUAUCAAAUAUAUUGCAAUACAUAUUGCAAUACGGUUUCUUAUAUCGCAGUUUGUCGCAAUGUGGUUUUGACCGUAUCGUUGCACCCAUAAUCUUAGCCAAAGGAUUUUCUGUUGGGGCAUGUGUCAGUAUGUUACUCUCAACGUAUAAAACCAGUCUCUCAGUUAAAAACUAAUGAAGCUUGGAAUUCAACAGAAAUGGUUUUGAAAUAAUUAGCACUGAUUUUGAUUCAAACUGAUAGAUGUACAAUGGGAAAUGGGUGGAUGGGCUUGAUAGUAUACAAAGACAAAGACACGAGGGAACUGUUGGUAUUACAGAUCAACAAUGUUUAUGUAAAAUGCAAAUAGGUAAUAUGGGACUCAAUGUGGGGUCGAAUGUCAGUGGUGCAGGGUUGAAUGUUAGUAACACUAAUAACUAACUCCAUGACAUUCUGGGUGAAGGUUUUAGCUGCACUCACUCUUCGCUGUUACCAUCUGUCUUUUUCCUUAUUUCUUUCCAUCAGUUUACUUUUUAUAGGCAUUGUCUUGUUGAAACAGAAGGGGACCUCCUAAUCUUCAGUGACGGCGCAUAAGUGGCUGAAGAACUGGUCUUAGAAUAACGACAACAUAACGCUGGGCUGUAGCUGUAAGGGCAUCGUUGACAAUGAUGAGAUCACUCCUGAAAUCACAGUUAAUUGCCCCCCCCCCCCCCCCCCCCCCCCCCAUACCAACAGACAACCGCCGCCAAACCGAUCACCUUCCCUCACACAUCUGUCAACGUACCGUUCAUGGAGUCUCCUGUACACACGUGCUCUUCCAUCGGCAGAGGAGACAGAGAAACGGGACUCAUCUGAGAAAACAAUGCUCCGGUAAAAGGCUGGUGGAUGAUUACCAUUCUG